Messenger RNA from Tupaia belangeri chinensis (Chinese tree shrew), 5760 nucleotides. RefSeq names its product cytoplasmic linker associated protein 2 (gene CLASP2). Gene Ontology annotation, cellular component: microtubule organizing center; spindle microtubule; cytoplasmic microtubule. Gene Ontology annotation, molecular function: microtubule binding. The record is from RefSeq and is a predicted model, not a curated record. NCBI's taxonomy places the organism in Eukaryota, Metazoa, Chordata, Mammalia, Scandentia, Tupaiidae. Gene Ontology annotation, biological process: establishment of mitotic spindle localization; mitotic spindle assembly. The transcript has 44 exons. Bases 1 to 4665 code for a protein of 1554 amino acids.
AUGGAGCCCCGCAGCAUGGAGUACUUCAGCGCCCAGGUGCAGCAGAAGGACGUGGGCGGCCGGCUGCAGGUCGGCCAGGAGCUCUUGCUCUACCUCGGCGCCCCCGGCGCCAUCCCGGACCUGGACGAGGACCUGGGCCGCCUGGGCAAGACCAUCGACGCGCUCACUGGUUGGGUGGGCUCGAGCAACUACCGGGUAUCAUUAAUGGGAUUGGAAAUUUUAAGUGCCUUUGUGGACAGAUUAUCAACACGAUUUAAAUCCUUUGUAAAAAUGGUGAUUGUAGCUUUAAUAGACCGAAUGGGAGAUGCCAAAGACAAGGUUCGAGAUGAAGCUCAGACUCUGAUAUUGAAGUUGAUGGAUCAAGUAGCGCCACCUAUGUACAUUUGGGAGCAGUUGGCUUCUGGUUUUAAGCACAAGAAUUUUCGAUCUCGAGAAGGUGUUUGCCUGUGUCUUAUUGAAACUUUAAACAUUUUUGGGGCUCAGCCACUAGUCAUCAGCAAGCUGGUACCACAUUUGUGUAUCCUAUUUGGAGAUUCCAACAGUCAGGUGAGAGAUGCUGCAAUAUUGGCUAUAGUGGAGAUUUAUAGACAUGUGGGAGACAAAGUGAGAGUGGAUCUUUAUAAGAGAGGAAUUCCCCCUGCUAGAUUAGAAAUGAUAUUUUCCAAAUUUGAUGAAGUGCAACGUUCAGGUGGUAUGAUUUUAAGUGUCUGCAAAGAUAAAAGCUUCGAUGAUGAAGAAUCAGUGGAUGGAAAUAGGCCAUCAUCAGCUGCUUCAGCCUUCAAGGUUCCUGCACCUAAAACAUCCGGAAAUCCUGUCAACAGUGCAAGGAAGCCUGGUUCAGCAGGUGGCCCUAAGGUUGGAGCAGGUGCUUCUAAGGAAGGAGGUGCUGGAGCAGUUGAUGAAGAUGAUUUUAUAAAAGCUUUUACAGAUGUCCCUUCUGUUCAGAUCUAUUCUAGUCGAGAACUUGAAGAAACAUUGAAUAAAAUCAGGGAAAUUUUGUCAGAUGACAAACAUGACUGGGAUCAGCGCGCCAAUGCACUUAAGAAAAUCCGAUCGCUGCUCGUUGCUGGAGCGGCACAGUAUGACUGCUUUUUCCAGCAUUUACGCUUGUUGGAUGGAGCACUUAAACUUUCAGCAAAGGACCUUAGGUCCCAGGUGGUUAGAGAAGCUUGCAUUACUGUAGCCCAUCUUUCAACAGUUUUGGGAAACAAGUUCGAUCAUGGCGCAGAAGCCAUUGUACCUACACUUUUUAAUCUUGUCCCCAAUAGUGCAAAAGUCAUGGCAACUUCUGGAUGUGCAGCAAUCAGAUUCAUCAUUCGGCAUACUCAUGUACCUAGACUUAUACCUUUAAUAACAAGCAACUGCACAUCUAAAUCAGUUCCUGUGAGGAGGCGUUCAUUUGAAUUUUUAGACCUGCUGUUACAAGAGUGGCAGACUCAUUCAUUGGAAAGACAUGCAGCUGUCUUGGUUGAAACUAUUAAAAAGGGAAUUCACGAUGCCGAUGCUGAGGCCAGAGUGGAGGCAAGAAAGACAUAUAUGGGUCUUAGAAACCACUUUCCUGGUGAAGCCGAAACGUUGUAUAAUUCCCUCGAGCCCUCUUAUCAGAAGAGUCUUCAAACUUACUUGAAGAGUUCUGGCAGUGUAGCCUCUCUUCCACAGUCAGACAGGUCCUCCUCUAGCUCACAAGAAAGUCUCAAUCGCCCUUUUUCUUCCAAAUGGUCUACAGCAAACCCGUCAGCUGUGGCUGGGAGAGUAUCAGCAAGCAGUAGCAAAGCCGGUUCCCUUCCAGGAAGCCUGCAGCGUUCGCGGAGCGACAUCGACGUGAAUGCCGCCGCUGGUGCCAAGGCACAUCAUGCUGCGGGGCAGGCCGUGCGGAGUGGGCGCUUAGGUGCCGGAGCCCUGAAUCCGGGUUCCUAUGCCUCGCUAGAGGAUACUUCUGACAAGAUGGAUGGAACAGCAUCUGAAGAUGGUCGCGUGAGAGCAAAGCUUUCAGCACCACUUUCUGGCAUGGGAAAUGCCAAGACAGAUUCUAGAGGGAGGAGUCGCACAAAGAUGGUGUCUCAGUCACAGCGUUCAUCAUCACCUGACAAAAAUGAAGGAUCACAAUCUGCUAAUACCAUUGGUGCUGGAAGCCGGUCCGGGUCUCCAGGAAGAGUUCUGACCACAACAGCCCUUUCCACUGUGAGCUCUGGUGUCCAAAGAGUCCUGGUCAAUUCAGCCUCAGCGCAGAAGAGAAGCAAGAUUCCACGGAGUCAGGGCUGUAGCCGAGAGGCUAGUCCAUCAAGGCUUUCAGUGGCCCGCAGCAGUCGCAUUCCCCGACCCAGCGUGAGUCAAGGGUGCAGCCGGGAAGCCAGUCGGGAAAGCAGCAGGGACACGAGUCCCGUUCGCUCUUUUCAGCCCCUCGCCUCCAGACACCAUUCCAGAUCUACUGGUGCCCUCUACGCCCCCGAUGUGUACGGGGCCUCAGGUCCUGGGUAUGGAAUCAGCCAAUCAAGCCGCCUGUCAUCUUCUGUCAGUGCCAUGCGAGUCCUGAACACAGGCUCUGAUGUGGAGGAAGCAGUAGCAGAUGCCUUGCUCUUAGGAGACAUACGGACUAAGAAAAAACCUGCUCGAAGAAGAUACGAAUCGUACGGAAUGCACUCAGACGACGAUGCCAACAGCGAUGCCUCUAGUGCGUGCUCAGAACGUUCCUACAGCUCUCGGAAUGGCAGUAUUCCUACGUACAUGCGGCAGACGGAAGACGUGGCGGAAGUCCUCAAUCGGUGUGCGAGUUCCAAUUGGUCAGAAAGGAAGGAAGGCCUCCUGGGUCUGCAGAACUUAUUAAAAAACCAGAGGACACUCAGUCGAGUUGAACUGAAAAGAUUAUGUGAAAUUUUCACCAGAAUGUUUGCUGAUCCUCAUGGCAAGAGAGUGUUCAGCAUGUUCUUGGAGACACUGGUAGAUUUCAUACAAGUCCACAAAGAUGAUCUUCAAGACUGGUUGUUUGUACUGUUGACACAACUACUAAAAAAAAUGGGUGCUGAUUUGCUUGGGUCUGUUCAGGCAAAAGUUCAGAAAGCCCUUGAUGUUACAAGAGAAUCUUUUCCAAAUGAUCUUCAGUUCAAUAUUCUAAUGAGAUUUACAGUUGAUCAGACCCAAACGCCAAGCUUAAAGGUGAAGGUUGCUAUCCUUAAAUACAUAGAAACUCUGGCAAAACAGAUGGAUCCUGGAGAUUUUAUAAAUUCCAGUGAAACUCGCCUGGCAGUGUCUCGGGUCAUCACUUGGACGACAGAACCCAAAAGUUCUGAUGUUCGGAAGGCAGCACAAUCAGUGCUGAUUUCUUUAUUUGAACUCAAUACCCCAGAGUUUACAAUGUUAUUAGGAGCUUUACCAAAAACUUUUCAGGAUGGUGCUACCAAGCUUCUUCACAAUCACCUUCGAAACACUGGCAAUGGAACCCAGAGUUCUAUGGGAAGCCCUUUGACAAGACCAACACCACGAUCACCAGCCAAUUGGUCCAGCCCCCUUACUUCUCCUACCAAUACAUCACAAAAUACUUUAUCUCCAAGUGCAUUUGAUUAUGACACAGAAAAUAUGAACUCUGAAGAUAUAUAUAGCUCUCUUAGAGGUGUCACUGAAGCGAUCCAGAAUUUUAGCUUCCGUAGUCAAGAAGAUAUGAAUGAGCCAUUGAAAAGGGAUUCUAAAAAAGAGGAUGGUGAUUCAAUGUGUGGUGGACCUGGGAUGUCUGACCCAAGAGCAGGAGGCGAUGCCACUGACUCAAGCCAAACAGCUCUUGAUAACAAAGCAUCAUUGCUACACUCGAUGCCAGCUCACUCCUCCCCACGUUCCCGAGACUAUAAUCCGUAUAACUAUUCAGAUGCCAUCAGCCCCUUCAACAAGUCUGCCCUCAAGGAAGCCAUGUUUGACGACGAUGCUGACCAGUUUCCUGAUGAUCUGUCCCUAGAUCAUUCCGACCUGGUUGCAGAGUUGCUAAAGGAGCUGUCCAAUCAUAAUGAACGUGUAGAAGAAAGGAAAAUCGCCCUCUAUGAGCUCAUGAAACUGACACAGGAAGAAUCUUUCAGUGUUUGGGAUGAACACUUCAAAACAAUAUUACUUUUAUUGCUUGAAACCCUUGGGGAUAAAGAGCCUACUAUCAGGGCUUUGGCAUUAAAGGUUUUAAGAGAAAUCCUAAGACACCAACCAGCAAGAUUUAAAAACUAUGCAGAGCUGACUGUCAUGAAAACCUUGGAAGCACAUAAAGAUCCUCAUAAGGAGGUGGUGAGAUCUGCUGAGGAAGCUGCAUCAGUGUUGGCCACUUCAAUUAGUCCGGAGCAGUGCAUCAAAGUGCUUUGUCCUAUCAUCCAAACUGCGGAUUACCCAAUUAAUCUAGCUGCAAUCAAAAGUCAAACAAAAGUGAUAGAAAGAUUGUCCAAGGAAACCCUUAACCUGCUUUUGCCGGAGAUUAUGCCAGGCCUAAUACAGGGUUAUGACAAUUCCGAGAGCAGUGUUCGGAAAGCUUGCGUCUUCUGCCUCGUGGCUGUCCAUGCGGUCAUCGGGGAUGAACUGAAGCCACAUCUCAGUCAGCUCACUGGCAGUAAGAUGAAGCUACUGAAUCUUUACAUCAAACGGGCACAGACAGGUUCUGGAGGAGCUGACCCCACUACUGAUGUUUCUGGACAAAGUUAGUGAUGCUCAUGAAGUGAACCAGGUCUCAUGGAAAGGACAGAUAGACCACCCUCAUCAAUGAAAGGAAAUUCUCAAAUCCAUCUUUUGGAACUUAACCAUUGUUUCCCAGUUUUCGUUUUCAUUUUGUUUUGUUUCGUAUUUUCUGUAACAGAGGGCUCUCCUCAGUCUGCAUGUGACUUUUAUGAUAGUUAUUCCAAAUUCAAGGAGAAGCAGUAUUAACAUGAAUUGAUCAAUACGAGUACUUUUUAAUCUAAGUCAUCAUUUCACAUGUUUGUACUUCUUUGUCUUCCCAUUAACCUUUGCCAGUGUUAUGAUUGUAUAAAUUUUUUUAAAUGCUGGUUAAACAGGAAUGCUUAAAGCUUUAAAAGUUCAACGGUCUAAAACAUUUUCUUUGCCUUUAUUCAACUGCAGAAUAAUAUUUUUACUGCUCCUUUCAGUUUUGUUCUGUAUCAUGUCCUAUGCUAGAAAUACUGAAAUGAUGUGAAACAAAGCAGGACUAAUUUGAACUUCGCUGAACGCUGUUGAUGUGAUGGUGGUACAUGUCAUUAGUUGCGACUUCUUUGAGGUGACCUGUAGUUUGAAACUAACGCCUCUAAGAGCAAUGUUACAGAAUCAGCCAGUUCUGUAAAUCUGAUAUUGUUUGUUGGUUAUUGAUCUUGCCAUCUUUAUUUAAAACCAUGUCCCUUCUAUGAUUCCUUAAGAAAGCUGCACCAAAUCAUAUGCCUGUGUUUUUUUUUGUUGUUGAUAAAUAGAAGGUUUCAUGGCAGGGUUUUUUGGUUUAUCUUUGUUGUGAAUGAUGCUUUUUUUUUUAAUAUUUAUUAAUAUCAAAUUCACUUAUGAACAAACUUGAUAAUGGAAACAGACAAAAAAAAAUCAAGUGCAUGUAUGUCCUUGACCGUCUUCUGUUUCUCAUUUAAUAAUUAAAAAAAAAUUUAAAAACUAAUUAUUGAGACAUGGGAAUUGACCGGCACCUUUUCUUGAAACGGUGGAACCUGGUUUCCUUUUACCGUGAAAUUGUCUUACUUGAAAACAUUGAUCCUGAUGAGCGAGAAGAUGGUGCCAAGGCUAUCUUGUAGAAUGGACUCAAAUUCUCUA